AUGCCCCCGAGCUUGCAGAUGGAGUCCUACUGGGUAACGCCAUGGAGCGUUUGCCUGAGUCAGAUUGACUACGACGAGGGCGUCGGGAUGCACGAAAAGAUUGCCGUGCGUGCGAUGCCGAGUGGCAACUGCGUGCUUUGCCUGGAGCUUUGCCCGCACCGAUCCUUCAGGAAGUUCAGCUUCAUCCGCGGCCCAAGCGAUGAACUCUUAGGUGCUAUGCAGACCCUUGAGAAGAAAAGGCCGCUUCAAAGCACACGUAGCCACUAUGCCAUCUAUGGCAAACAGCCCUUGUCGGGGUGUCAGACAAUCAGCAUGGAGGGCAAUAUGCUCUACCAUUGGGCGACCUUGUCGCGCCCACCAUUUUCCUUCGAUGCCAAGAUGCGCAUGGAGGGGAGCUUCAAGGGGGACUCCGCAUGGACGAUUUCCUUACAGCUCGGCUUGCCACCGCCAAGGUGGUUAGUGAAGAAUAAGAAGGGCGGCGCGGCGAUCGUCCCCAGAAGUGGGGACAAGAAGAACCACCAAUAUUUCAUUGCACCUGGCGUGGAUCCGGGGCUGGUGGUUUGCGGGACUUUUGCUCAGUUGCUUGCAUUGGAUGAGCUUCGAUUGAGCAGCUAA
Durusdinium trenchii is the source of this 615-nucleotide messenger RNA. Lineage: Eukaryota; Dinophyceae; Suessiales; Symbiodiniaceae. The record is from the annotation of a GenBank genome assembly.